Messenger RNA from Naegleria fowleri, 1122 nucleotides. RefSeq lists its product as uncharacterized. NCBI's taxonomy places the organism in Eukaryota, Heterolobosea, Eutetramitea, Acrasida, Naegleriidae. Bases 1 to 1122 code for a protein of 373 amino acids. The transcript has a single exon. The record is from RefSeq and is a predicted model, not a curated record.
AUGAAUACAAACCCUUCUUCGUUUUCAAAAGGUAUGAGUUGGCUGACGGGUUCAAGUCAACCGCAGUCGCAACAACAACCACCGAACAUACAGACAAGUACUCUGUCAUCAUCCAUGUUUCAGAGCAUGACGAGUGGUAAUAAUAACUCCCUUGAGAAUGCUCGGUUAACAUCUCCGACAAGACACAAUUUGAAUUCUCUGAUGACACUUUCAACAUCACCAUCAUCAGCCUCCUCGAAUAAAACAGGAAAUUCUUUGACGGAUCAAACAUUGGGAUCAGACUUGGUGAACACGGGUAGUAAUAAUAUUUCAUUUGGGGAAGACUUUGAUGAGGUUCGGUCCACGAUUAGCAACGAGAGCACAUCAAGCAGGUUCAGCUCCUCAUCGGCACGAAAUCGGGAUUUACAAAAAUUAUUGAUGAACACCAACGGCACAGCCAAUAACUCAUCAUCUUCCAAUAGAUAUGCUGAUGUGACUCAGUCGGCAUCAAUCGACAGCACUACUCUCUCUUGGGAUGAAGUACAAAAUGUAAUGAAAGUAGGAUCUGUGGAGAAGGAGAUGGAACAAAUGAAAGAAAAAAUUGAUCACUUGCAACGAAAUAAUCUAACGUUAUCACAAUCUUUAUAUUCUACAAACAAAGAGCAUAUAUUGCUACUAAAUACGCUAAAAGAGAAAAUUCAUGAAGUUUUUCCGAAUAUUUUGAUUGAAAACCAAAAAUUGAAAGAGCAAGUUAAAGAAUUGACAAGUCACGUAUUCAAUCUCGAGAAACAACUCGAAAAAGUGAAAGUAGAACAUGAAAAUACCAGAAUAACAUUAGAACAUAAGAUUGAAGAGCUAAAGAGAGAAAUGGAUAGUUUAAAAACUAAGAAAGUUCAAACAAAAUACGAACGAAUAGAAGAACUCAUCAAUGCAUGUAUCAAACCCAUCGAACAUACUCUGAAAAACAACAACAUUGCUGUGAAGAGAUGCUCUGAUGACAUUUAUCAACUAGGACAAUUUAAACUAAACGUGAAUUUGGAAAAGAGAGGAGAAAAUGAAAUUGUUGUGGUACAUUUGAGCGACAAAACGAUACCGUUCGAAGACUUUUUACGAACCUUUUGCAGCAAAUUCAUCAUGAAAUAG